AUGGCCCAAUUCUGGCAGAGCUUCCAGGACGUCUACGGCGACUUUGGCGAAGCCAGCACCACCGUGGACGAAUAUGCGAUAGCCAACAUCCAGAGCGCUCAGCCCGAACCCGUCAGCGUCGGCAGCGAUGCAGACGAUAUAAACCCCACCAACCUUCUGCGUGCUAGAAAAGAUGUUAUAGGAAUGAUCGCAGACGCGUCGCUCUCGGCUUCAGGGGCCCUGGUGCCCGAGGCUGAGUCCGCCGUGCGCGCCCGAAUCCGAGACUGUCUGGAGAUGGAGUCGCGCUUGCACCGAGGCGGCCAGGACGCGGCUGAAGCUGUCAACUUGUUGCAAUACGUGCUCGGAAAAACCGAUAGCUUCUUGAACAAAAACCCGCUCCAUCGGGCCAAGCUCCUGGUUCAGCUUAUCCUGGAGACGAACAAGGAGAGAGAACGACGGCUUCCACUGUUGCGUCCCAGCGGGGGACAACAUCCCUUGUUCAUGGCCAUCGAAUUUGACAUCGGGUCCAAGAAGGACGAAGAGCCCUCGGACCUCGCUAGAUUCCUAUGCAGCGUCUUGGACCAACGCGAAGCGGCCGACGCGAUAUCCACGCAGAACGCGGCCGGCGAGACAUGUCUCCAUCAAGCCAUCCGGAAGGACCUGGACGGAGUCGAGGAGAUGAUCGACCUCGCGCACAUCGAGAUCUUUCAGUGCCAAAGCCUGCCCAAGAGCCCUCCCGCACCCCAGCAGUGGGAAGGGCCGCGCGAGGAACAUGACGGGAACACGCCCUUGCACGACGCCCUGCACCACUCGAAAUGCUACCCUGCCUUCCCGGGGUGUCCACCGGCAGUGCGCUGGCUCUUCAAGGCGGUCAUGCCCGACCAGGCGGCACCGGUCACGUCCGCCCAGCCGAACCAGCACAGGGCCCAGGUGCAGGCACCGCGGCCGGAUGCAAGUGGCCCGGCCGGCCAGGCAAACAAGGCCGGCCAACCGCUCACCCGGCGGCCGACCCUGCCCCCCUCGUCCUCGGAGCUUGGGGCCAACGCGUGCAGCACCUGCAAGGCGGCCGCCCAGACCUUCCUCGAGACGAGAGCCCGCCGGCUGCGCAUCUUGGAGAAGCUCCUGCAGCGCGACAGUCAUGCCUUGACCGUGCACAACUCGACCGGCCAGUCGCCAUACCUUUACUUCACGCGCGACGCCACCAAGGCUGCAGAGGCGGCCGCUAGAUCCACGAACACUAGUCUGGGCGGGCCGGGGGAGAGGGGAGCUCUGAAGCCGUCCGAUGUCUCCGCUAUUGCGAAGGGCAAGGGCGCCUCCGACAGUGGGAAGAAUACAGAGCCCUCCAUCGCUUUGCAGGGCAACCAGGCCAGCCCGGCCAACAAGAAGGCCCCUAUGCAGGGUUCGGUGUCCUCACACGAGCUCCAUCAUCUACGGACGGAUUUGUUAGCCAUAGAGAUUACCAACCUCUGUCAGCGCGAGGUGUUCGAGCUGGGUGGGUAUGAAAAGGCGUACCAAUGUCUCUUUCCGAGCCAGAAAGCCGCCACGGCACCCACCUGUCAGGCCGAGGCCGACCUCGAUGUAUUUUUCAUCUUGGACGGGAAGACGCAGCGCAUCUCCCAUACUACUACCUCCAACUUCAACUAUCUCCAGUUCGCGCCCGAAAUGGCCAAAGUCGUCCUGAGCCUCGAAUAUAACCGCGAUCGAGUUGUUGGGUCGUUGGAUGAAGUUUGGAAAUCGGACCAACUCAACAUCAUCAAUGUCUUCAAGUGGCUCAAGGGCCGCAAAGACAGCCCCAGGGCUCCAGGAAAGGGAGUGAGGUCAAUACUCAAGCUGGUCGUGCUUGACAACAAGGAGCGGCCUUGCAGCGACGAGACGGUGGAAAAAUGCCUCGACGGCCUCGAGAUUCGCUACCUGGACUGGAACACGCCAGAUCUGGCGGCCGAGACGCUAGGAAAGGCCAAGGAGCUGGUCGAGCUCGACCUGUACUGGAGUGGCCUGCGGGCCGUCAUGAGCGGUUGGCUGGACACCAAGGGGCUGAGCAUUCUCAAGAGCCUGCGCACUAUCCGCCUCCACGCCAGGCCGGGCCGCGAAGAGGCUGGCGUCCAGCUACUGAAGGACCUCGUUGUUGUCAGCAAUCCGGGCCAGCCGGAAUCGGACAGGGCGCUACGGAAAGUAAUCCCGGCCGACAAGAACAAGAAGCCGCAGGCGUCCAGCGGGGCCGAAGGUCGUUCGGACGACUCGAACGAUUCCACUCUGCCGCAUCCGUGGAUCAAGGCGGCCAAGGCGAUGGGCGAGUGGCUCGUGAACCUGGAUGGGAUUUCGGAAAGGCCGCCCGGCCGCGACCAGCUGGUCAAGAUAGCCUUGCUGGACGAUGGUGUCGACCCCACCUUCCAUGGGGUCGGUCGCUACCUGGCACAUCCAAGGUGGCCGCGGGACAGCUCAAGCGACCCCAAGCCCUUGUUCCUGUCGUCCAAGCAGCAUGGCAGCAAGCUUGCCUGGCUCAUCAAGUCAGUUUGUCCCCAUGUUAGAAUCUACGUGGGCAAGCUCACCUACGAGUCGGACAACGGCCUGAGGCAGCGCAGCUUCAGCUUGAAGCAGGCCAAGGACGCCAUAGACUGGGCGGUCCGUUGCAAGGUGGACAUCAUCUCCAUGAGCUGGAGCGUCAGGAAGCUCUCCGAGAAGAAAGGGAACCAAGCCGACGACAUUGAAGCCCUAAAGACGUCCAUCGACAAUGCGUCCAAGGCGAACAUCCUCAUGUUCUGCGCGGCCGGGGACAACAUGGGCAACAGCCGGUCCGACAAUGAAUGGCUGCCGUGCGGCUGGCCCGAGACGCGCAGCAUUGGGGCCACUGACCGGUACAACGGCAUCCAGCCGUACGUGGUCCAGAGGGGGGUCGACUACUACUUCCCGGGCGAGUACCUGUUUGUCGACAUCGACAAGAGCCCUACCACCUACCAAGCCGGCAACUCGGGCGCCACCGCCUUGGCCUCGGGCCUGGCCGCCCUGGUCCUCUUUUGCAUGCGCAGAGAGAAGCUCGCCAUCCCCAAGGACGUAGCCAAGUUCAUGGACCGCGUCAUGACCAACGUCUUCACCAGCCGAGACGGGACCAACCUCGACAAGGUGGUCCAGUCGAGCGUUUUGAUAAGGGCUGUUAACGACAACAUGGAAUUGAAGGAGCUGGCGGGUAAAUUCAGUGCCCAGUUUGACGGAUAAAGCUGAGCCUGGCUCAAACGAUGGCGCGAAAGAUUGCGGCACAAGUCAAGUCCAGAGACAAGUCACAACAUGGGCUAAUGUUUGAGUGAUUAGGUACCCAGGUAUAUGAUGCGGUUGGAGGGACUGCCUGUUGUGGAUUCACUAGCCACGAUAGGUAUGUGGGGCCGAUGGGUCGUGGUAAAUGCAAUGUAGCAGCCGCGUGAUGGCUGACGGAGGUGUCAGGCAAAAGUUUUCGCCGUGGGGCAUGUAUCGACCAGGGCAGGGCGUGUUCAGCUCCUACCAAAUAAGGCCUAGUGUGAUGAUCUCUAGGGUCAUGGAAAGUAGUGCAAAAGUUGAGGGAUCGCCUGCCGGAGGCCCCCGCGUGCCCAAUUGGGAUAAGCCCAAUUGGGAGGCGCGUGGUCACCUGA
Messenger RNA from Gaeumannomyces tritici R3-111a-1, 3599 nucleotides. RefSeq lists its product as hypothetical. Gene Ontology annotation, molecular function: serine-type endopeptidase activity. The record is from RefSeq and is a predicted model, not a curated record. Bases 1 to 3192 code for a protein of 1063 amino acids. Gene Ontology annotation, biological process: proteolysis. The transcript has 6 exons. Lineage: Eukaryota; Fungi; Ascomycota; Sordariomycetes; Magnaporthales; Magnaporthaceae.